UAAGAUGCCGGCGAAGUUUCCCAUCAUUCACGUUUCCUUUCGCUUCGCACAAACAUGGAUGCCGAAGAGGGAAGAGAGAAGAAAAGAAUCAACCUUGCAGAUGAUCCUUCCAGCAGAGCGAUGAUCCGGAGAGAUCUUCAUCGUCUACCACCGGAGAUGCUGUUCGAAAUCCUAUCAAGACUCCCGAUCACCUCUCUGAUCCAAUUCAAGACCACUUCCCAUACCGGUUAUAAUUUAAUCGCCGAUCCAAGGCUCCCUCCGAUGUUCCGUAAUCGGGUAAGCGACUCAGACCCAUGUCUGAUUCUGUUCAACUACAAUUCCCCUGUGUCCCGGCGACUCUAUUUUUUGGAUAGUGAAGGUUGUAGUAGAGGGGUUAGAAAAAUCGACCCACCAAAGCAUUCGGAAGUUUAUAAUCUGGUGGGUUCUUGUAACGGGCUGUUAUGCUUAUCCUUUCUCAUAAUCGGUGGUUCAUCGGUGUCUCACAGUCUGCUAGUUUAUAAUCCCUUUGUUGGAGACGCUGUGAGAGUCCCAACAGCGAACCGAUUUCGGAAUCAAAGGGAAGUUUUUGGAUUUGGGUUUCAUCCGAGGACAGGAGAAUUCAAAGUGGUCAGGAUUGUGUAUUACUGGAAGAUCAGGAUGGUAGCAGACCCGGAGCUAAUUGUGGAAGAAGUGAAUGAAGGAUUCGCAACCGUCUAUGAAUCAAUGGUUCAGGUGUUUACCGUACGAACAACUGAGUGGAGAUACAAAGGAGCUCCGCCUCCACAAUUAACGGAUAAAAUCGGACCACCUGAGACUCUAGUUGAAGGAUCUCUCCAUUGGGUGACUGUUGUUGGGAUGGGAGGAGUCGGUCCUAUCUUUGGUAUUAUCUCCUUCGACCUUGCAGAUGAGGUGUUCAGAGAAAUUCCGCACCCACCUUGUCAACGCCUUGUGUCACGUGGCUACAGUCUUUCCGUGCUCAAUGGGUGUCUAUCGGCAGCUGGUUUGGUCGAUACUGUGCAUUUUGAUAUCUGGGUGAUGAAGCAAUACCAUGUUAAGGAAUCUUGGGUAAAACAAUUCUCCUUUGAUCCCUAUUUUCGACGUGGAUGGCCAACUAAUGCUUCUGGCUUACUAAGAAGAUUUCCUAAAGUUAUAUGUGCACUGAAGAAUGGUGAGAUUCUGUUGCUGUAUAAUAGCAGUUCUCUGGUUUCUUAUGAUCCCGUAGAGAACAGAUUCAAGAAUCUUCAAAUAAGUGGGUUAUCCAAUCCGUUCCAUGCACUUCCAUUUCUACCUUCUCUUUUCUCAGCACAGGCAACUAUGAAUUUGUAACUUUUCACUCUGUCUCUUGAAUCAACCUUUUUUUCUGUAAGACUACUACUAGCUGUUUUUAAUUUGUGUUGAAUCUUUGAUUAUCGGGAGAUUGUAUUGGAGUGUAACAAGAAAGUUCUGGUUUCUUAUGUUCCUAAAAGUAACAGGUUCAGGGCUCUAAAGAUCAACCGGCUCCCGCAGCAGUUCCAAGCUUUUGCUGUCCAACAUACUCUGUUCUCAGUAAAGGAAAUCUUCGAAAAUGAAACCAGGUUUAAUAUAAUUUUCACAACUCUUGUUUUGUGUACGAAGCUCUGGUUUCUUAUGAUCCUAAAACUAACAGGUUCAAGGCUUUAAAGAUCAACCAUUUGCCGCAGCAGUUCCAGGCCUUUGUUUUCCAACCUACACUGUUCUCAGCAAAGGAAACUAUUGAGUUGAAAUGAAGCUCUAACCUUCAC
Rubroshorea leprosula is the source of this 1739-nucleotide messenger RNA. The record is from the annotation of a GenBank genome assembly. NCBI's taxonomy places the organism in Eukaryota, Viridiplantae, Streptophyta, Magnoliopsida, Malvales, Dipterocarpaceae.